This is a messenger RNA of Exophiala viscosa, 2039 nucleotides long. RefSeq lists its product as uncharacterized. Gene Ontology annotation, biological process: regulation of transcription by RNA polymerase II. NCBI's taxonomy places the organism in Eukaryota, Fungi, Ascomycota, Eurotiomycetes, Chaetothyriales, Herpotrichiellaceae. The record is from RefSeq and is a predicted model, not a curated record. Gene Ontology annotation, molecular function: DNA-binding transcription activator activity, RNA polymerase II-specific; zinc ion binding. The transcript has a single exon. Bases 376 to 1761 code for a protein of 461 amino acids.
AUCUUCCAUUUCUCGUGUUUACUGCUUCUGCCCAGCAGGCUGAAACGUUCUGCUGGCUUUCAAGCACCUGGCCAAGGGCGCAGAAGUACGCCCCGUUAUCUGCCUCGUGCCUGACCGGCCAUUCCCGACCUGGUCUCGUGGCACCUUUUCGCUUAAAGCCGCAGCCCUGGCUAACUUAGGGACGCUAGUCAGGUUAAGCCUAUCUAGAUUUAGGGGAUAUUACCCGGCGGGAAAAGCAGCUGGGCGGAAGACUAGUGAGGCUGUGCCCCUAAUCGCUCCGAUGGAAACAUCAAUAUUCAAGCCUCCAUUGAAACCUCUUUAUAGCACAUUGGCAACCUGAGGCUUCAACUCUUCUGUCUACAGCUAUGACCAGACAUGACUUCGGACAAUAACAACAGUAUCUCGGAGGACUCCCUCACAGACAAUCAGUCACUUUCACCGUGGGACUUUGCUUCUGACUCCAGUAUUAUUGUCCCAGGCGAUCACCGAAAACAACAGAAGACUCGCAAACUGACGCCAAACUUGACGCGCCGCUCCCACAAGAAGUCUCGAGGCGGCUGCAUCAGCUGCAAAGGACGCAAGAUAAAGUGCAAUGAAGAGAAGCCCGUAUGUCAGAGCUGUUCCGUUAAGGGUCUCACUUGUAUAUACCCUACGGAGCAGCCUACGCGGAAAUCCAGUCUCCCACUAUUGCGGCGCAACCCAGCUACGGCGCCCUCAUUUCCCCAGGCCACCUUCUCGAUACUGGACAUGCGAUUCUUCCACCAUUUCCUAACUAUCGCAUAUCCUCAUUUACCCGUCGACAACGACCAGGUAUGGGUUCACGACAUACCCCAAUUUGCCGAACAGCACGAGUAUCUCAUGCACGCCAUUCUCUCUCUUGGGGCGUCCCACCUCAGUCGCCUUACGGGCGUCGACUACCGCAAAGAGUCCUUAGUCCACCGUGGACAUGCGAUCGCUGGCCUCAAUCACGCUCUAAGCCAAACAGCCCGAACGUACGGCGAAUCCGAUGCGAUGCUUGCAUCAUGCUACGCACUGACCUUCCAAGCAUCGUACAUGGGCGACGGAUUGUCAGACUUUAUCACCAUGAUUCGCGGCUGCGCCCUGACGACAGAGAAGAUCCACCAGGAACAAGCGCUCACCGCGUUCAAUCUUCAACCAGACACCCACAUCAAUUUCAUGGCAUCACGCUUGCAACACCUUCCACGAGUUGACCCCAGACUACUGGAAGACGCAUACAUUGCGCUUGAGGAGAUAAGACCAUACCUAGCGGAUGACACCCAUCUCGAUUUCCACGACGCCCUCUUCGACGUUAUCGUCUCUUUGCAGACCAGUCCAGCAUCGGGUUAUCUACGCUUCAUUGAUUUGUAUGGAGUGUGGUACGAGCUCUGCAACGAGGCUUUCGGGACCUUCUUAGAUGGGAACAAUCUCGUUUCGCAGUUGCUGCUCGCUUACUUUGUAGGCAUUCAGCUAUUGAUGGUGCCACUUGCAACGCAAGAGUCAUCAAACCGAGCAGACGUUUCAAGGGUGCGCGUUCUGUACGGAAUAAUAGAGUGGGCAGAGAACAUCUUCGAGCGCCUCGAAACAUCAGACCUUGAAGCUCACUUGACAUGGCCGCGCACAAUCGUUGCGACAGCCGUGGCUGAAAUCAAUGGGGAGGUACUGCAGCUACCACCAGUGCUUCAGCUGCACUGGUCAAGCAGAGACAUCACCCCGCAAACAACUAUCCUCGAUCCUCCCUGGGCGGAGAUCGCAGUAUCCUAAAAUCCAGGCAAUACAUAGCCCAAGAGGGAGACAAAGAACAUGACUGAUGCGCUUCGGAACGCAGACGCGACGCAACACAAGGGAAUCCUGCUUUUGGCGAAUCUCACCUCCUGACUAUGUCUCGAUAGCCAAUCUGCAACAGUAACGAUAUCAUGACCGCACAUGGCCCUAUCGCCUUAUGAGUGCCUGCACACCACGAAACUAGCGGCUUCAUGUCACUAGGUAUUCUUUUUAUGGUCUCUCAUAGCCAUUUCUGCACACGCGCCCUCCAACGACUU